Messenger RNA from Naegleria fowleri, 639 nucleotides. RefSeq lists its product as uncharacterized. Bases 1 to 639 code for a protein of 212 amino acids. The record is from RefSeq and is a predicted model, not a curated record. The transcript has 2 exons. Gene Ontology annotation, cellular component: intracellular anatomical structure. Lineage: Eukaryota; Heterolobosea; Eutetramitea; Acrasida; Naegleriidae. Gene Ontology annotation, molecular function: RNA binding.
AUGAGUAAACGAUCCUUCAGCAACUUUAACAAUGAACAGAGAUUCUCUUCUUCGUCAUCAUCGGGAGGCCACAACCGAGGAAGAGGCAGCUAUAACAACUCUUCGGACCGAAAAGGAGGCUACAACCGACCGAAUAAUUCUUACUCCAAUAAUCGAUAUAACAACAACACCAAUAGAUCCUUUGAAAAGAAAAAGAGAAUAGAUUACAACACCAAUACUACAGAGGAAUUACACCGUUCCGGUAAGACCACUCAAAUUCCUCAAUUCCUUGUUCACGCCGGAUAUUCAAAAGAUGGAAAAGGAAUUGCUUGUACCCAACCUCGUAGAGUUGCUGCCAUGUCUGUUGCUCAACGUGUGGCCGAUGAGAUGGAUGUUGAUUUGGGUAAUGAAGUUGGUUAUUCCAUUCGUUUUGAAGAUAAAUCUUCAGAAAAAACAAUUCUCAAAUAUCUCACUGAUGGUAUGCUUUUAAGAGAAGCCAUGUUAGAUCCCAAAUUAAGCAAAUAUUCAGUGGUUAUUUUGGACGAAGCACACGAAAGAACACUCAGUACAGAUAUUUUGAUGGGUUUGUUGAAAGAAUUGUUGCAAAAAAGAAAAAGAUUUGAAACUGGUAGUGAUGAGCGCUACUUUGGAUUCUGGUAA